This is a messenger RNA of Penicillium malachiteum, 186 nucleotides long. RefSeq lists its product as uncharacterized. The record is from RefSeq and is a predicted model, not a curated record. Bases 1 to 186 code for a protein of 61 amino acids. NCBI's taxonomy places the organism in Eukaryota, Fungi, Ascomycota, Eurotiomycetes, Eurotiales, Aspergillaceae. The transcript is spliced from 2 exons.
AUGACAUCAACGGAGGUUUAUGCUUCCACCGCCCAUGGUGCGUCCAUCGCUGCAAAAAUCCCUGCCAGUGCCUCUGCCCCGGUUACUACUCCCACCCCGGUAGCUGCCACUGGGCCCCCAGCCCCUAUGGGUAAGUUCAUCUCUAUCCAUACAAAUUCUAUGAAGAUGUCUGGUCCAAGCUACUAG